This is a messenger RNA of Python bivittatus (Burmese python), 3725 nucleotides long. It is a transcript of the gene MCM5, whose product is annotated as minichromosome maintenance complex component 5. The record is from RefSeq and is a predicted model, not a curated record. Gene Ontology annotation, molecular function: single-stranded DNA helicase activity; DNA replication origin binding; ATP binding. Gene Ontology annotation, cellular component: nucleus; MCM complex. Lineage: Eukaryota; Metazoa; Chordata; Lepidosauria; Squamata; Pythonidae. Gene Ontology annotation, biological process: DNA replication initiation; DNA replication; double-strand break repair via break-induced replication.
UUUUCAUUACUUUUUGCCGCGAAAACUUUUCGCGGGGUUCUGGCGAGCGACUGAGACGUUCUUUGUAAGAAGUUUUCUCUACGGCUGGGGAAGCAGAGUCACCAUGUCUGGUUUUGAUGACCCUGGGAUUUUCUACAGUGAUAGCUUUGGUGUAGACCCAGGAGCAGAUGAAGGGCAAGUUCAAAAGUCCCAGCUGCAGAAACGCUUCAAAGAGUUUUUAAGGCAGUAUCGCGUUGGAACAGACCGAACUGGCUUCACCUUCAAAUACAGAGAUGAGCUCAAGCGUCAUUAUAACGUGGGACAAUACUGGAUUGAGGUGGAGAUGGAAGAUUUGGCAAGCUUUGAUGAAGAUCUGGCAGACUACCUAUACAAGCAGCCUGCGGAGCAUCUUCAGCUGCUGGAAGAAGCUGCGAAAGAGGUAGCUGAUGAAAUAACGCGUCCUCGGCCAAUAGGAGAGGAGACUCUUCAGGAUAUUCAAGUUAUGCUCAGAUCAGAUGCCAAUCCGUCCAACAUCCGAAAUCUCAAGUCUGAACAGAUGUCACAUCUGGUGAAGAUCCCAGGAAUCAUUAUUGCUGCAACUCCUGUGAGAGCCAAAGCAACCAAGAUCACUAUCCAAUGCCGCACUUGCCGGAAUAUAAUCCCUAACAUAAGUUUGCGUCCAGGCCUGGAAGGAUAUGCUCUUCCUCGGAAGUGCAGCACGGAACAGACUAACCUAGCAAAGUGUCCUUUAGACCCAUACUUCAUUGUUCCAGACAAGUGUAAAUGUGUGGAUUUCCAGACACUGAAGCUUCAAGAGUCUCCUGAUGCUGUCCCUCAUGGGGAAUUGCCUCGGCACAUGCAGCUCUACUGUGACAGAUAUCUGUGUGACAAAGUUGUCCCUGGGAACAGAGCUACCAUCAUGGGCAUUUACUCAAUCAAAAAGGCAGGCCUCACAAAGACCAAGAGCCGGAGCAAUGUUGGAGUGGGCAUCCGGAGCUCCUAUAUCCGUGUGGUGGGAAUCCAAGUAGACACCGAAGGCUCGGGGCGCAGCAUCAGUGGCUCAGUGACUCCUCAGGAAGAGGAGGAGUUUCGGCAUUUGGCUUCCAUGCCCAAUGUUUAUGAGAUGAUUGCCAAGAGCAUUGCUCCUUCCAUCUAUGGUAGUAGUGAUAUCAAGAAGGCAAUUGCAUGCAUGCUUUUUGGAGGCUCUCGAAAGAGACUUCCAGAUGGGUUGACUCGUAGAGGAGAUAUUAAUUUGCUCAUGAUGGGAGACCCUGGAACUGCCAAGUCUCAGCUCUUAAAGUUUGUAGAAAGAUGUUCACCCAUAGGAGUCUAUACUUCAGGGAAAGGCAGCAGUGCAGCUGGUCUAACUGCCUCGGUGAUCAGAGACCCGUCUUCACGGAGCUUCUUUGUAGAAGGCGGAGCCAUGGUCUUGGCUGAUGGGGGAGUGGUUUGCAUUGAUGAGUUUGACAAGAUGCGUGAAGAUGAUAGGGUGGCCAUCCAUGAAGCUAUGGAGCAGCAGACCAUCUCCAUUGCCAAGGCUGGUAUCACCACUACCCUAAAUUCACGCUGCUCUGUGUUAGCAGCUGCAAACUCCGUGUUUGGACGCUGGGAUGAAACUAAAGGGGAGGAAAACAUAGACUUCAUGCCCACCAUUCUAUCCCGAUUUGACAUGAUCUUCAUUGUCAAAGAUGAGCACAAUGAGGAAAGAGACAUGACCCUGGCCAAGCAUGUGAUGUCACUACAUGUAAGUGCCUUUACACAGACCCAAGCAGUUGAGGGUGAGAUUGAGCUGCAUAAACUGAAAAAGCUGAUUGCCUACUGCCGAGCGAAAUGUGGUCCUCGCCUUUCUGCAGAAGCUGCAGAGAAAUUGAAGAACCGCUAUAUCCUCAUGCGCAGUGGUGCCCGCCAACAUGAAAGAGAAAGUGACCGUCGCUCCAACAUUCCCAUUACAGUAAGGCAGCUGGAGGCCAUUGUGCGAAUAGCAGAAUCCCUCAGUAAGAUGAAGCUGCAACCUUUCGCUACUGAUGCAGACGUUGAAGAAGCCUUGCGGCUCUUCCAGGUGUCGACACUUGACGCUGCUUUGUCAGGCAACCUCUCAGGAGUAGAGGGUUUCACUACUCAGGAAGACCAAGAGAUGCUGUCUCGUAUUGAGAAACAGCUGAAGCGUCGCUUUGCCAUUGGCUCCCAAGUAUCUGAACACAGCAUCAUCCAGGAUUUUGUGAAGCAAAAAUAUCCUGAGCAUGCCAUCUACAGGGUGCUGCAGCUUAUGAUGCGUCGUGGUGAGAUCCAGCAUCGCAUGCAACGCAAAGUCCUUUAUCGCAUCAAGUGAAACACCUGGUUUCUCCUGGGAUAUUGAUUCAUUCUUCAUGUAAUCAGAACUAAGUUCUGAACAUUUUUGCUGCUGUUUUCUUACGUCUAACAUCUGCAGCACACUUUUCAAUCUAAAGAAAAAUAAUCUGAGGUAUUGUCCAAUUCUGGUCAAAAGGAAGACAGCAUAAGAAUACCUCUUGUUUUUAUUUGUUGCAAUUUCCUUGUUAAAGUGUCACCUUGAUAUUUUGUUAUAAUAUUAAAAGCUUUUUGUCAGCACUAAAACUUAGUAAGUAACAUGUCUGAAACAGAAAGUGUUCUGUAAAGAGUGUGCAGUAAAAUAAAGCUGUUAAACAGCACAGAGCUAACUUUCUCUAACUUGUUUCAGCUAACUGCUCCCCCUGAAACACUCUGGAAGCCUUGUUGCUUGGUGUAGUAAAAUUAUAUUGUGAUCUCUUGUGGCUGCCAUUGAGGUCAAUGAUAGAGACCCAGGGAAGUGAACUUGCAGAAAACAAAGAUCUCUCCCCUGAGAAGUCAAGAGUUCCAAGGCAUGUUUACACAACCUGACUUUUGUACCUAGUAGUGAUAUAUCAAUAGUAAUUAGCUGAGCAACAUCCAGUGGAGGAGAUCAGGAAACAAAUGUAUAAAGAGAUCUACCAGUGCUAUGGCAGAAAUAAGUUACUUCCACCGUCACUCUUUCCUUGAAUGUGAGAUAAGAGUCUUAAUGUAAGAGUGUCAAGAGCAUAGCUGCUUUUUUCUUCCUGCUGGCUUUCUAUGUGCAAGCAUGAUUCCUUAAGAUAAGAUGGUGACUAUGCAUAAUUCUACCUUAUAGUGGAAAUGUCUAUCCUGUAGUGCUUCUGACAAAAAAACCUAAUUUUAUUUUGAUUUUAUUACAUGCUGAUUAUAUUUCCCACAAGAGUGCAUAAGAAUGGUUCAACUGUUUUUGCAAGAUGGGCAACAUGGCUUCCAUAUGGAAAUUCAGAGGUGAACCUUUUUUUCCCCUCUCAUGCUUGUAUUUUCUUUGAAAUACAAUGCCCAUAUUAUAAACAUGUCAUUUUCGCAGGUUGAUGCUGUAUAUUCUUUUUUUUUUUUUUAGUUACAUGGGGAUGCUGGUGGGAGAAUAAUAGCCAGAAAGGAACUCAGUAUGUAUGUUUUUGUAAUUUUUGUCUGAUUUCAAGCUGCUGGCCUUUUGCUCUAACAAAGGCUUUCUCUCUUUCUCCCUAAUUUCAGGAGCCAGCAGGGGGUGCUAGAAUUCCAAAAUCUGCUGGCUUCAUGGACUAAGUGAGGGUUCAUUACUUUACCAUAAUAAAGGAAAGGAUAACUGGUCGGUAGAGAGACAGCCUAGCCCUGUGCUUUUUCCUCCUCAGUGAAAUUAUACUGUCUGAGCACUGCAGAUAAACCGGUCUUAUGGGAAUAUAUAGUUGGGGUGAUCUGUGAUG